Peronospora matthiolae is the source of this 192-nucleotide messenger RNA. The record is from the annotation of a GenBank genome assembly. NCBI's taxonomy places the organism in Eukaryota, Oomycota, Peronosporomycetes, Peronosporales, Peronosporaceae.
AUGUUGAACGCUUUGUUUGUCGUGCUCAAGUUCCAGGCGCCGCGAGUUGGGAGCAGCUGUUCGCGUGCUGCGCACCGCCACGACGGGAUGAGUGUGGUAUGUUUUUACCUGAGGCAGCAUCAGAUUGGAGGCCACAAGAAGCCUCCGGGUGGUCAAGAACGUCAAGAAGCGACGUUUCAGGGCCGAAUCUGA